This is a messenger RNA of Frankliniella occidentalis (western flower thrips), 1280 nucleotides long. RefSeq lists its product as uncharacterized. The transcript is spliced from 2 exons. The coding region runs from base 115 to 879 and encodes 254 amino acids. The record is from RefSeq and is a predicted model, not a curated record. Lineage: Eukaryota; Metazoa; Arthropoda; Insecta; Thysanoptera; Thripidae.
AACCCCUUCUCACGGUUGCCAACUGACCAAGCGCACGAACAGAACAAUGCUAAAGUGAAGGAUGCAGGGGGUGUUGUCGGACUGACACACGAUGCUGCAGCACUUAGGCGAGUCAUGACUGCUGGGCCCGAAGUCACUAGGCUACUCCACGAGUUUAGGCAAACUACAGGUAGCCACUCAGGCACUGGCAAGCACCACGAGCAGUAUGGGGCCUACCAAAGACAGUUUAAAGACCACUGCGUGGCUCUGAUUAACACCUUUAAGUCUUAUCAAAAUCCAUUUUGUGAGUUGGGAGCGGACCUAAUAGCGCUUGACACACGUGAGAGUGAGGGAUCAGACUCAGACAUUGUAAAAACGCUGUUCUCUAUUGAGAGGACAGGGAGGGAUAAGAACAUUGACUUCGUUGACAAGCGCAUAAGGUCUCAAGCAGUAAGCUUUUACGACCCUAUCCCAAAAAGUUGUAUAAAAAUUUUCGCAGCCAAAAAGAAGCCACUCCAUCCCAAUCGCUACCAGAUACAAAUGGCGCAGCUUAAACAGGACAACCAACUGUACUGGCGGCUUUAUGUAGCCAGUCUUGCACGGAAACUCGACCUGGACACAUUUUUUGAGUAUGAAAAUCAGCACUCACCUCCUGCUUUGUCUGCCCAAGGGAUAAUGAGGUCAGGCAACAAAGCUGAACUUGUGAAAAUUUUGGAAUCCUUUUCUUCUGCUCAAAACCAUCCCAGCGAGUGCCAAGGACUUAUUUUUGAUGGUGCACACCUUGUACACAAUGUACCGCCUCGCAAAGGUCUGAAAACCUUCGAGGAGUAUAUUCAAAAAUCAAUUGGUGGCGCAUGUGCAACAAGCUGCCAUGAACGUUCGUUCAGUAGUACGCAUUGACUUUGUGUGGGACCUGUAUGCAGAGCACAGCAUAAAGAACACCGAAAAAAAAGAGCCGUGGGACUGGCGUUCGUAGAAAAGACCUUCCCCUUAAAGGUACAAUUCCGAAGGACUGGGCGGACUAUCUCAAAAACUCGGAAAACAAAAUGGAGCUGUUCCAGUACCUAAGUACGCGGUUCGUCAGCGACAUGGAGCGUUAUCAAGUGGCCACUAAUAUUAGGCACACAUUUCAAACUCGUGACGUACCAUGCAUUUGUCUGUGUGAUGCACAUUGCCUGGCCAUGGAGGAGGCAGACCCACGAAUCAUCACGCAUGUCCUAGACAUGACAAAAAAUGGUGCAAAAUCGGUUAUAAUCAGAUCCACUGAUGCAGACGUAGUUGUGUUGGCAGUGUCCACGUAC